AUGGCACGUCCCAUCCUACUCUUGGGAGCUUGCGCCUUUGCUCUGAUGAUUUCUAUGGUUUCGUCAAGUGUGGUCGAGCAUACUUUUACUGUGGCGAACCAGACACUCAAGCGACUAUGCAGCGAACAGGAGGUGACAUUAGUGAAUGGAGAGAUGCCAGGGCCCGUCAUAGAAGUAGAGGAUGGUGACACUCUCAUUGUUCAUGUCCUCAACCAGUCACCUUUAUACAUAUCCUUUCACUGGCAUGGACUGUUUCAGAGACGAAGUGGAUGGGCUGAUGGAGCAGCUAACAUAACCCAGUGUGCCAUAGCUCCUGGAACCAAUUACACUUACCAAUUCAACAUUACUGGUCAACAUGGAACUCUUUGGUGGCACUCCCACAGAUCCUUGCUAAGAUCCACCAUGUAUGGGGCUUUCAUCAUCCACCCCAACAGCGCUUACCCAUUCCCCAAGCCCGACAAAGCUUUUCCCAUUAUAUUUGGGGAGUGGUGGAAUGGUAGUGUCGUUACCAUCGACAAUCAAGGUACCUUCGCCGGUACUGGACCAGCCCUUUCCGAUGCUUUCACCAUCAAUGGAAAACCUGGCCAUCUCUACCCAUGCCCAGAAAUAUACAAAACAGAGACUCAUAACCUGACUGUGACACCUGGUAAGACGUACCUCCUCCGCAUCAUCAACGCUGCACUCAACCACCAGUUGUUCUUCAAGAUCGCAGGUCACAAUUUCACGGUGGUCGCCGUUGACGCUGGUUACACCGAUCCAUACGUCACCGAUGUGGUCUUGAGUGGACCAGGCCAAACGGUAGAUGUCCUCCUUGUUGCCAACCAAACUCCCAAGAGUUACUACAUGGCAAUUCAAGGCUACAAUAGCGCGGGCCCGACAACACCGUUCCUUAAUAAAACCGCAACCGCCAUCCUCGUAUACGAGAACUCCACUUCAUCUGUCCCGGAGAUGCCCGUCCUUCCACCCUUCAAUGACACACCCACGGCCUUCACUUUCUAUAGCAACUUAACCAGUCUUACGAACUCGGUGACCAACGUACCUCUCCAAGUGGACGUGCAGAUGUUCAUAACCAUCGGCAUGAGUGUCACGCCGUGUGCCACCUGUAAUGUUCCAGGUCAGAAGGGUGUUCGACUCUCUGCCAACAUGAACGGCAAAUCAUUCCAGUUGCCCACCAAUAUAUCCAUAUUGCAGGCAUUCUUUACGGGUGCGACCGGUGUGUACACCGAAGAUUUCCCAACCCAGCCACUGUUGGCCUUCGACUACACCAACUCCACCAAACUCCUGAACCAGACACAGUUCGUGUUGACCCAAAAGUCAACUAGUGUGAAGAGGAUACCAUUUAAUUCAUCGGUGGAGAUAGUGCUUCAGAACACGGCUAUUAUUACUGUGGAAAGCCACCCAAUGCAUCUCCACGGUUACGAUUUCUACGUGAUGGCCAUGGGGUUUGGGAACUACAACGCCACCGAAGAUGUGAAGAAGUUCAAUUAUUUUAAUCCACAAAAGCGUAACACCGUCGCCGUCCCCGCCGGUGGCUGGGCUGUCAUCAGAUUCCGAGCAGAUAAUCCAGGUACAUGGAUAAUACACUGCCACCUCGAAACCCAUCUUGAGUUUGGGCUGGCUACGGUUUUGAUUGUUGAUGAGGGCCCUACUCCUUUCUAUAAACUCCCUCCCCCACCUUCCGAUUAUCCUCAAUGUUAG
This is a messenger RNA of Macadamia integrifolia, 1698 nucleotides long. Its product is annotated as laccase-7-like. The transcript has 6 exons. Lineage: Eukaryota; Viridiplantae; Streptophyta; Magnoliopsida; Proteales; Proteaceae. Gene Ontology annotation, cellular component: apoplast. The record is from RefSeq and is a predicted model, not a curated record. Gene Ontology annotation, biological process: lignin catabolic process. The coding region runs from base 1 to 1698 and encodes 565 amino acids. Gene Ontology annotation, molecular function: copper ion binding; hydroquinone:oxygen oxidoreductase activity.